Molecule: messenger RNA, 7097 nt
Organism: Biomphalaria glabrata
Lineage: Eukaryota; Metazoa; Mollusca; Gastropoda; Planorbidae
Product: beta carbonic anhydrase 1-like
Exons: 5
Coding region: 184-987 (267 amino acids)
Molecular function (GO): zinc ion binding; carbonate dehydratase activity
Source: RefSeq, a predicted model, not a curated record
AAUGAAUAUGUGUUGGAAUCGAGAGGAUGUUACCGAUCAUGUGAUAUUUACCUAUUUAUAAUUAUCAGGAAUUUGACCUUUCCUGGGAGGGGAGAGAAAAACUAGGUCAGAUUUUUUUUAUGUACACGCCUUACACGGAAUAAGAGAUCUAGGUUUCUAGACUGUCGAUAGACUUGCCAGAGAAUGAAUAAAAUUCUUAAAGGCGUUAUUCGAUACAAUAAAAACAUCACCGAAAAGGCAAAGUUAGUUGCUGACAUAGACAAAGUUACUCGUCAAAUGGUACAGCCCAAGUCUGUGUUUGUCAGCUGUAUGGACUGCAGAGUGCUUCCUUCAAAGUUUCUGAGCUCAAAAAUUGGAGAAAUUUACUUUCUACGUAAUGCUGGCAACAUGGUCCCCCACUUUGAUGCCUACAAGUCUGGUAAAAUCAGCUCUGAGGGAGGCGGUCUCGAACUUGGCUGCAUCACAAACAAAAUUAGAAAUGUGGUUGUCUGUGGACACUCUGAUUGCAAGGCUGCCCAAGCACUUUUUGAAAUUCGUCACAACUGUGAUCAUCAGCACUUCCUGCUGGACUCACCGCUGAGAACUUGGGUGGCAUUACAUGGAUCAAGAACAGUUGAAAAGUUUUCAAAGAUCUACUCUGAAGAGAACCAGCUGAACGACUCGUAUCAUUUAAAGGAGCCUUUGCAUUUUACAGUGAAUCUAACUGGACAAGAUGUAGAUGCCAUCAUAGACCCUGAUAACCAAUUCAACAUUCAAGAUAAAUUUUCCCAGCUUCACUGCCUUGAACAAGCUAGCCAUGUGAAAACCUACCCCAUGCUCCACUCAUAUUUGUCUUCAGGUGAGCUUCACAUACAUGCCCUCUGGUUUGAUGUCUACACUGGGAAUGUUUACAUGUUUAGCGUAUCACAAAAAAAGUUUAUUUUAGUGGAUGACAACAGCUUUGACAUUCUUAUGCAAGAUGUAGGAGAAUCCCCUCCAUCAUUUUAGCUAGUAAAAACAGAUGCUUUGUUCUGUUUGGAUUUUAGACGAAACGGUUGAUCUGAUAUUUUUUUUUAAAGCAUACAACUUUUUUUUUUUUUUUAAGUUUUAAUCAUCAGUAAUAAUCAGUAUUUUAUAUUAGUUUUUUUUUUUUAUAACGUAAACAAAAUAUAUUUUAUCUCCUAAAACUUUUAACAAUUGUAAUUCCUACAUUCAUGUACCGGUAACUGAAAGUCCCAUUGCUGUUGUCUUUAAAAUUCUGAACUAUUUUACUGCAUUGAUAAAAUAUGUUGACAUUUCUAUUAGCACAAAAGGUUCUUAUCUUUAGCAUUUAAAUUUGUUUAUGAAAAUAAUAUGUUUUUAACUCUUUCUCUCCUAAUUGAUGAUGCCAACGUUGAUUUGACUCCCAUUAAACUGUUUUUUUGAUUUAUAAACUUAAAUUUGUUUUGUGUAAAAAAAAAGCAUACAUUCUCAUAUUUGAAUACCAAAAAUAAAAUAAAAAAGUUAUUGAAGUUGGUUGAAUCAACAGGAUAGUGAAAUACAAAUGAGCAAAACAAAUGAUACUAUCGGAACGAGAAAAAUAAUUACGGAGAGAGAGUUAAAUUUCUUUAUUUGUAAAAUGCAUGUUUUGAAAGAAAUUAAUUAAAUUUUUUUAAAUUUUAGCUAGUGAGUUUUCAGACACACAAUUUUUUUUCUUACUAAUGCAUUUUUUUUAAAGUUCCUGUAAACAGAAGAUGGAAAGGUAAAUUUUUAUGAACUAUUGUUUCAAAGUGUUUUUAUUAUCAGGUUUCUAAGAAAUACGAAUGUUUAUGGUUAUAUAGAAUUAAUUUAAAAUGUUGAGAAUUUAAACAGAAUGCAUUAUCUAAGGUUAUAGAAAAGUUUUUGAAUAAAUAAAGUUAUACUGGUGGUUUUGAAAUCAUGUAAAAUUUUAUAACACAUUGUUUGAUUUUGUUAAUAUAGUAAGUUUAUUAUAAUAUUUGAUUUCUACACAUUUUGUACAUUAUUUCUUAGUGAUUGUAGAUGAUGGCACAGAGUAGAAACAGAAUGGAACCAUGUUUGGAAUAUUGUUAAAUGCCAUAAAUAAAAUUCAUAAUUUAUGAUCAUAAAUGUUGUGCAGUGAAUUCCAGGCCUACCAUAAACAUGUGCCCCCCCCCCCCCCCCCAAAGUAGUUAAAAGUUUGUAGUUAAAUUAUACCUCAUCUUUUAAUGGGUUUCUGGUGGGAUUUCUCUGCCCAUCAAAAGUUAAUGGUCUCUACAUGACAUAUGUAUCAACAUAUUUAGUCUAUAACAGUGACUAAUACUUUCACUAUUACUGGCUUAAAGUAAAUGGUAAGACUUCAUCAAAAUAAUCAGUACAAUCCUAUUUUUUUUCAUAUGUAUAAGAAUGUCUAAGUGCAGUAAUUUGCUCUGGGAUUUCAACUUAUUUUGCUGGGGUCAAGGAAGAUUUUUAUUUUUUUCAACAAAUUGAAAUAUGACCAAUGCUGAAAAAAAAAAAAAUUUAUUUUGUAACUAUUUGUUUACUUUGAAUUUGAAUAAAACAAGAUAAAAAAAUGAUUUAUAAUUUAAAGUAAGAAGGAAUGCUUAGGUCAGGAUAUUGUAUUAUUUAAUGGGUCGUCUCUAUUAAGUUAACUAGUUUAAAUAUAAAUCAUGCAUUGAACUUUGAUUUGAAUCAGUUAAAAUAGCUAUCAUAGUAAGUAGUACAAAUAAUUUAUCCAGAUGAUAAAGAUAAAUUAGAUCGAACCAUGCAAACCUGUGUGGAAAUGUUAUUAUAAACUAAUCCAGUCUUUGAAAGCUUAUUUUAUUCAGCCCUUGAGAAUAAUGCUAUACAAGAAGUGUAUUUAUUUACUUUAAGGUUUUCCUUACACUCUUUUUUCUUUUAGUAAUAUUAAAACUAGUACUAGUAUGGUUCAGAUGUAGAGCAGAGUUGGUAGGCUUUGAUUUUUUUUUGUCUAUCAACACAAUUUUCCUGACUACAUUAGUCUUAUAGAAUUUUCUUUUUCAUUUUUUAUUAAAUAUGCAUUUUAAACAUUGACAAUAUAUUUAAUAUUACAAUGAAAAGGUGAAAAUGAUAGAUAUCAUAAGAUAUGUUUGUUUCAAUUCAGUAGGAGUUUUGAAUAUUACCAUUUUGUUAUUUGUGCUAAUAUGGGAUCUAAACAUUGUUUGACUUGAACUAGUUGGAAAUCUAAAAAAAAAAAUGGUAUCAGUAUUUUGUAAAAGUAAGAUUAAGAAAUCUUAGAAAUUUAAAAUUCAAACAAGUGUGUACAUUUUUCAAAAACUUAAAUACAUUUCAACUUGCAAAAUAGUCAAUUUUUAUCAUUUUGAUUUUGGAGGAAACACUCUUGAAAUAGAUAUAGAAUACAUUUAUUUUUAAAAUAGGCUGUAGUAUAUUUAUUUUAUUUUAAUUUUGACACUAUUUUUAAUGCAGUUUUUUUUUUCUAAUGGUUGUCUUUUUAAAUCUGCAAUGGGCAUCAAUGUUUUUUAAACUAAAUUUUUAUUUUUGUGAAAUAUCAGGUACAUUGAGAUUCAAUUCUGAGCCACAUUCUCAGAAAAAAACAACCAUGUAUAUAUUUUUGUAUACAUUCGUGAACUAAAGGGUUUAAAACUUAUACUUUCUGUUACUAAUGGUAAAGAAUACAUUGUGAUUAUAUUGCUCAAUGAUGAUAUUAAUUAAAAACUGUAUAUCUGUUUUGUCCAUGAUUAUUUUUCAUUUUUAUCCAAUAUGUAAAUUUUUUUAAAAAUAAUGUAACCAUUAAUUUCAAAGCUGAAUUUUGGAUUCAUUCCUAAUUGUAUACAGACUUAGUUGAGAUGAGUUUCUAUUUCUUUACCUAAUACUUUUUCUUGUUUGGAGCAAGCUGAAGUGAUUUCCCUUGCAUAUAAAGUUUUGUGUGUGUAUAAAUGUUCUAUUGCUAGUUAGCUAAAUGAUGGAGUUUUAAUGGUCUAGUUCAACUGAUUAUUUAUAUAUACAUAAUGUAUUUUAGACCUGAGGCAGCCUAAUAUCUAUUUUUUGUUAUUUUGUUAUAAUUUUUUAUUUAUUUUCAAAAUGACCUCAUUUUUUGUGUGCUUUCAAAUUUGAAUUGCUUCCCUUGCUCCUCCUUUAAAGAAUUAACCUUUAAUUAAUAUGAUGUUUCCUUGUGGUAGUGAUUUGACUUAUGAAAUAUUUAUUUUUAUAUGUAUCAUCCAAAUCUUACCUUUCAUGUCUAGAAAUUUAACCAUUUGUUUUAGCCUAGCUAAUAGCACAAUUGUUAGUCUAACAAACAUAUGUACAUUUAAAGAAAAACAAAAGAAGACAUUUAAUAUUGUUAUUGAAUGGAUAUAUUCUUGUAAAGUUGUCUCAUUUUAUUCACAUCCAAUAUCUCUUGAAUGUCAGUAUUCUUAGUGCAUUUAUUUUACCUCUUUCAAAGAAACAUUUGUAACAUCUUUUGUGAUAAUAUACUUUUCAGUUUUGCCAUUUCCAUUUAGCAUACAUAUUGCAUAAGUUUACAGACUUUAUCGUUUAUUUUGCAUGUAUUCAUUUCUUUCUGAUCUCCAUUGAGAUGUCCAUUAUAAAAAUCACAUUUUUUUUCGUCUGAUGUUCUGUUCAGUCCCAAUACUUUUCAUUGUUUCACCUAAACAUUACUAGAUCUAUAUAUUACUAGAUAUUACAUAUGUAGGACACUGUUGAUAAAAUGGUAAAGUAAAGCUGCUGAUCCAUAGGUCCAGUGUUUGAAUCCCUGUAGAGACUAAGAUAUAGCUAUGUUCUUUAUUCUUUAAUUUAUGAACUCUGUAGGGGAAAAGCUAUUUAUCAGUUCAGACACUUAACUGGCAUAUACUGUGAGUUCUUAUUAUCUAUUGCAUAUAAUCUUCUUAGUUUUAUCUAUAGAUACAAUCUGCUUAGCAUUAACUUUACAUCUAUCAUCAUUUUUCCUUUGCUUUCCUCAUGGAACAUAGGGCCUCAGUAAAAACACGCCACUCUCUAUGGUCUCUUGCUAGUUUUUCUAAUGGCACCCAGCUUUCUCCUGUCCUCUCAGCUUCAUCUAGUAUACUGCGUUUCCACAUUCUUUUUGGUCUUCCUCUGUGUCUGUUGCCCUGGGGUUUCCACUCUAAGGCCUAUCUAGCUCUGUUGUUGGUAUCUUUACUAAGGGUGUGACUAAUCUAUCUCCACUUUCUCUCUAAGAUCUACACCUCCAUAUUUCUCUGUCCACCCAUCUCCCACAGUUUGGUGUUUUUAUUUUGUCAUACCAGUGUAUUAAGACAUCUGUUGAUGAAGGUCAGUACUUUUUUUGUUGUUGCUUUAGUUGUUCUUCAUGUUUCAGUACUGAGUUGGACUGCCUUGACAUUAGAGAAAGAUUAUUUUAGUCUUGUUAGAGAUUUAGUGAGAUUUCCAGGUUGGUUUUAGGUGCGUAAAUGUCUGAUGCGCUAGAUUUAUAUGACCUGUUCCACCUGAUACUGACUACACAUCCAAGGUAUAUAAAACUAAUCUACUUGGUCUAUGGUCUGAGAAUUCAGUUCUGUCUCCAUUUUGUUUGUUGUUUACAUUAAGUACUUUUGUGUUUUGGUGGGUUUUUUCAAAGCCUUCUCUUUUUCGUACUUCACUUAAAGCUGUCUUUUUCUUGCAUAUCCUGUAGUCUGUGUUCUAAUAAGGCUAUGUCAUCUGAUCUUCCAGAUCUUCCAGCUUUUGUGUGAAAGUCUAUUGGAUUCCUUUCCCUGAAUUAGAUUAAGCUUCUUUUGUGACCCAAUCCAAUACUAGAAGGAACAGGUAUGGUGAAAGAAGACAUCCCUGUUUGACUCUGGAAAUUCCUCUGACAGUUUGCCACUAUGGGCUACUUGAGAGUUGAAACCAUUAUUAAAGUUUUUUUAUUAUUACUUUAUUUGGGAUCCUGAAAUUCUCAUUAGUGUCCAGAUAGAUUCUCUGUAGAUACUAUCAAAGAUUUUUUUCAAAGUCAACAAAUGUUGCAUAAAGAGCAGAUUGCCAUUCGACACAUUGUUCUACAAUCAUUCUGAGCGUUGCUAUUUCCCUUUUUCUCCUUUUUUCUGAAUCCAGCCUGUUCUUCCCUUAGGUGUUCAUCACAUGCUCCCUUUAAUCUGUUUAGUAGGAUUCUGCUAAAAAUCUUGCUUGAUAUUGACAAAGUGAUGCCACACCAAUUCUCACAUUGUGAUAGAUCACUCUUUGGUAGUUUUAUUAGCAAGCCCUUUUGGCACUCACCGGAAGAUGUAUCUAUUAACCAAAUUUGUUCAAUAAUUUGUGCAGUUGGUCAACUAUUUCACUUCCCCCCUCCUUUUAGGACUUCAGAUGGUAUGUUGUCAAUACCAGGUGCUUAAGUCUUCAUUAGUCUAACCUUUACAUCUAAUACUUGCAUAUAAUGUUAAGGCUUUAUCUAUAGAUACAAUCUGCUUAGCAUUAACUUUUUAUCUAUACUUACAGAUAAUCUUCUUAGCUUUGUUGAUAGAUAAAUCUGCUUAGUAAUAACUUUACAUAGAAAUAAAAAAUUCAAUGUUUUUUUUGUCUCAAGUAUAAAUAUACAUGCUCUGCCACUGACUAGUACUUGUAUAUUUCUGAAUAAACUCUUUGAACUCUUGUUCACAUUUGCCAUCACAUGAAACCGGUUAUUUUCUAAAUUUGUUCUCUUUUGUAAUGUUUUUGUUACUAGCAAUUUCUAUUUUGUUCUGUUGUUUAUAUCAAAUGUUGUUUCAGACAUAAUCAAUAGAAAUAAUUGAGAAUGUUAUGUUGUUUAUAGUGGAUGUUGUUUUAAAAUUUCUGUAAUCAUCCUUUUUAAAAAGUUGUUUUUUUUUUUUCUAUUCCAUUUUCAAUUUUGAUUUGGAUCAAAUUGAUAGUUAUGUAUGUUGGUUUAAAAAAACAUUGUUUUAAAAUGAUCAAAAUUUAAAUAUUGCUUAUUCUCUGAAUAGUGAUGUUGAUCCUAGAAGUUAGCCUUGUUUAACUUGGCCAGUACAUCGAAUGAAGUAAUGAGAUAUAAAUCACUUCUUUGAGAGAAACACAAAUCUUGAUGGUCUUAUUUAUUUCUUGUUCAGAUUUUGGUAUUCUAAAAAUUAGGUGCAUAAGUUCGUAAUAUCAGUUGUUAAAAAAAAAAUUAGUCUCAGUAGUCUUGGUCUCUACAACAGAUAAAUUGAAAUUCUUUUUUUUUU